AUGAUAGAAGCGUUCUAUGAAAAUCCAACGUUGUGUGUUAGGGUUGGAGGGGAAAUCUCUAGAGACGUACCCUACAACCGAGGAGUAAGACAAGGGUGCCCAAGUUCACCAAUUCUGUUUGACCUGUUUAUCAAUGAUAUACUCAAUGAGGUCAAAGGAAUUAAGGUACCAGGGGUCCAAGAACCUCUGAAAGGGUUGCUCUUUGCCGAUGAUGCUGUUGUCCUCGCCGAAAGUCAACAGGAGCUGAAAGCUGCUGUAACUUCUAUAGAGUCCUGGUCAAGUAAAUGGGAAAUGUCUAUUAAUGUCGCCAAAUGCGGUAUAAUGGAAUUUCCAGGUGUUGGAGUUUCUACAUGUAGAAAUGCACCCAUACCAGAGGUAGAUAUUAAGAUAGGUAAUGAGCCUAUCCCAAAUGUCAAAUCCUAUAUUUACCUGGGCAUUAAGCUAGAACCGACAUUAGAUACAGCCAAGAUGGUUUCGCACAAUGUUGCAAGAGGCAUAGGAAUAUCCCAAGGCAUAUCUAACUUUCUUAACAGAAUAGAUGUGCCGGUAGCACUUAAAACUACCUUAAUACGGAAAGACUUAUUCCAGCCCUUACUUAUGGCGGUGAACUAUGGGGAAUGA
Molecule: messenger RNA, 621 nt
Organism: Hepatospora eriocheir
Lineage: Eukaryota; Fungi; Microsporidia; Hepatosporidae
Source: the annotation of a GenBank genome assembly